AUAAAAUUGUUUGGUUAUUUUGAAUGAAAACAAAAAUGUAUUUUCAAAGUGUUUUUCAAAUAAUGAUAUUUUUCGUUUAAUUUAAUUACCUUUACACACAAUUCGAAGAAUUACAGAUUGACUACAAUUUAUGAAUAAAUUUUCUAUUUGAAAUAUGGAAGUCAAUCCACUUAGUAUAAUUUUAGUAAAAUCAGAUAGUAAAGGAGAUAGAUUGUUGUUUAGAUAUCCUUUCCAAGUGAAACAAAAAAAUGAUCAUUCAGGAUCAAACAGAAAAAAUCCAUAUACCCUGAAUGUAGUUGAAGAUUUGUUGCAACCACCUCAAUCUUCAUCUAAUAUUAAUAAAGAAAAUCUCAUCGGUUUUGGCGAUGAAGUUUUAUCUUCAUUAUUUGCUGUUAAAAUGGAGCUUUACAAUAAAAAAUUUGAACUCAAAGUUAAUGAUGUCAGAUUUGUUAGUCAUCCAACUCAACUUCAGUUGAGGAAUAAAUUAAAAGAUGGGUCAGCUCAUAUGCUGAUCAAUAUCGUUUUUGCAUUGCAGGCAGUAGCUAGUCAGUCAGUUGUAAAAUGUUAUCAUGAUAUUAGUCAGAGGAUGGGCAUUGCUCUAAGACAUGAAGAGAGGAGGCGUGGAUAUGUUAGUGAUCAAACUCAACUUAUGACUUCUACUCAUGAUGAUGGAUUACAGAAUAGUCAAGAAGCAUUUGGUAUCAUUUUAGAAACUAGUAGCUUAGCCAAAAAUAUCAAAAAAAUGUAUGAGGAUCUUUGUGGCAAUGGUCUCAUAGAUAUUAGAAUAAAUGGCUGGAUUCCUCUGAGUUUCUGUCUACCUCAUAAAGCCCAUCAGAGCCAUUUAGGAGGAAAAAUAAUAGAACCUGAAGAUAUUAAUAGGUGUCUAAAUGCAUUAAGACCUUAUCAUAGUUUGUUAUUAUUGUAUCCAUUAACAGAAUUGAAUAAUUUCUGCACUCUGGAUGGAUCACCAACUCUUAAGCGAUUAUUAUCUCAGUAUUCUCCACUUAAGAACUUGCAAACUUUAGCACUUGAUUGUGAUCUUACCCUGACCCAUGUAUUCGAGUUGACUGCUCAUUUAGUGUAUUGGGCUAAAGCAACGGUAAUUUUCCCAAUUUGUUCAACUAAUAAGUACGUAAUAUCCCCUGAUCCACGGCUUCAUAGAAGUUCUCCUUUGAUGGAUAAAUUCAGUGAAGCAUUUCCUGGACAUGAUCUCUUGAAAGUUAUAAGUGAUUAUUCGUUACCAACUUCAUUGGGGCAGAAGUGUAAUCCCUUAUUUCAUCCAUCUCAGCAAAGCCAUUUGGUGCAAACUAUUAUUUGGAUGCUACAACAUCAUCUUCUUUUACAAUUGCAUACCUAUGUACAGUAUAUGCCUUUGGAUAAUAUGAUGAGGCCUUCAAAAAAUGGUUCAUCAAAGCAUAGAACUCCUAAUACACCACCUCCCCGAGGUGGUAAUUUCGUAUCUAGCCCUUAUCCUGAGCAUUCAAGAGCGGAAUCUGAGAGUGGAACUUCAACAGUAUCAGAAACACCAGAACCAAGAAGUGAAAUCGAUGUUAUUCCCAGAAAUAUGCUAGGUGACAUGAGUUUCACUUCUAACGAGGAGGAAAAGCAAGAUUAUCAGGAGGAAUUAUUGUUGGAUUUUCCCGAUGAUGAAAGGAGUUCUAUUUUCAAGAUACCUGCUACCAACAAUCCUGAGGAUAUUCGUCUAUUUGCAAAACUGUGUAGAAGAAACUACUUCAAAGGUGAACAUCAUAUUGAAGAAAUAAUGUAUCUGGAGAAUUUGCGGAGAAGCCAACUACUUCAACUUUUAGAUAAAUUUAGGGACGUAUUAUUAACAUAUGAAACCGAAGAUCCUGCCAUUGCUAUGUUUUCUUGUUCAUCAUGAUGGUCGUACAAAACUGCAGUUGAAAUUUUAUUGUGUGAUGUUCAAGUACUGAAUUAUCCUGAUGUUGUUCGAAAAAUUCGAGUACAUUGAUAAAUAAAUGGUUUUUAUACGA
Molecule: messenger RNA, 1994 nt
Organism: Harmonia axyridis
Lineage: Eukaryota; Metazoa; Arthropoda; Insecta; Coleoptera; Coccinellidae
Gene: Nprl3
Product: GATOR complex protein NPRL3
Exons: 8
Coding region: 155-1882 (575 amino acids)
Biological process (GO): negative regulation of TORC1 signaling; cellular response to amino acid starvation; TORC1 signaling
Cellular component (GO): GATOR1 complex
Source: RefSeq, a predicted model, not a curated record